Molecule: messenger RNA, 714 nt
Organism: Paralichthys olivaceus (Japanese flounder)
Lineage: Eukaryota; Metazoa; Chordata; Actinopteri; Pleuronectiformes; Paralichthyidae
Source: RefSeq, a predicted model, not a curated record
UUUUCCAGUCGCGAGCUCUAAACGGCAUCUGUGAGAAGACGGCCCAGGUGACCUCUGACCCGUCGAAGAGCGAGAUGUCGUGUCUGGAGGAGGUUCACAUCACCAACGUCAAACCUGGGGAGGGACUGGGGAUUUACAUCAAAUCCACGUACGACGGACUUCACGUCAUCACAGGAACCACAGAGAACUCUCCUGCUGAUAAAACCCAGAGGAUUCACGCUGGAGACGAAGUCGUGGAGGUCAACAAACAGACGGUGGUGGGCUGGCAGCUGAAACACCUGGUGGACGCGCUGAGGGCGGAGACCGGAAGCGUCGCCCUGGUGGUGAAGAAGAGGCCGUGCAGCGUCUCCGGCGGCUUCGCACCCGCUCCUCUGAAGAACCUGCGCUGGAGACCGCCGCUCGUUCAGACGUCUCAAAGAUCUUCAGGACUCUACAGACCUCGACAGCCGGAAACUUCAGACGCUCCCGGGACGAGAGGGAGAGCGGCCAUCUUGGAUUUGUACAUCCCUCCUCCUCCUGCAGCGCCGUACGUCCCAACAGACGGGAACACCAACGUGUCUCCAGGUGUCAAACUGAGGCCCAAGUCUCCGAACUCGUGUCUGGACUCAGACACACGGCGUCCCAUCUCUGUUGCAGACGACAUCAGGACGUCCGUCAGCCCCGAACACAACCAGCCAAUCCCUGUCCACUUUCGCCUGCGCUCCUCUACGCGUU